UGCUGAUUUUUUUACACUCACAGUGUAGAGCUUGGUGCUUGCUGGCCUCCCUCCGCCUAAGAAAAGUGGGUUAUGAAAGGAGCUCCUCUCAGAGACUGUAUAGCCCCUCACUGGAAUAGGAGCAUUCAGUAACAGAAAGAAAAAAGAAAGGACAAACAACAGCCACAACAAACCGAUAUCUUCUCUUUUUAAGGCUUUUCUUCAUUUUUGCAAGUGGGGUUUAUUUUUGCAAUAAGCUUUUUUUAAAAAAGAAAUUGUAUUUUUGUUCAUUUGACUUUUUUUUUUUUGGUUUGCUCGGGUUUUAUGAGGGUCUCGUUAAGACUUAGGGGGAAAAGAAGAGAGGAGCAAGAGAGAGGAGGGGAGAGAAGAAAAGUGGAAAGGAUUACAAGCUGGAAAAGCCCGGUCUGCUUUCACUCCUUGUUGGCUGUUGAUGAACGCCUGUGUAUUUGUAAAUUGCUCUUCCUGUCCGACCUGCACACCCCGAGAGUGCCCAUCUCCCUAUAUAUACCCUGAAAGUCAGCGUGGCCACCAUGGUCGGAAGAGUUCAUCCCGAUCGGAAACAGUUGCCGCUGGUCCUACUGAGAUUGCUCUGCCUUCUCCCCACAGGACUGCCUGUUCGCGGCGUGGAUUUUACCCGAGGCACUGACAACAUCACCGUGAGGCAGGGAGACACGGCCAUCCUCAGGUGUUAUGUAGAAGAUAAAAGCUCCAAGGUGGCCUGGUUAAACCGAUCUGGAAUCAUUUUUGCUGGACAUGACAAGUGGUCCCUGGACCCCCGGGUUGAGCUGGAGAAACGGACUGCUCUGGAAUACAGUCUCCGCAUCCAGAAAGUGGAUGUCUAUGAUGAAGGCUCCUAUACAUGCUCAGUGCAGACACAGCACCAGCCGAAGACCUCCCAGGUUUACUUGAUCGUCCAAGUUCCACCAAAGAUCUCCAACAUCUCUUCAGAUGUCACUGUGAAUGAGGGAAGCAAUGUGACCCUGGUCUGCAUGGCAAAUGGUCGUCCUGAGCCGGUCAUUACCUGGAGGCACCUUACACCCACUGGAAGAGAAUUUGAAGGAGAAGAGGAGUACCUGGAGAUCCUUGGCAUCACAAGGGAGCAGUCAGGCAAAUAUGAGUGCAAAGCCGCCAAUGAGGUUUCCUCAGCAGAUGUCAAACAAGUCAAGGUCACUGUGAACUAUCCUCCCACUAUCACGGAGUCCAAGAGCAAUGAAGCUACUACAGGGAGACAAGCUUCUCUCAAAUGUGAAGCCUCUGCAGUGCCUGCACCUGACUUUGAGUGGUACAGAGAUGAUACCAGGAUAAACAGCGCUAAUGGCCUUGAGAUUAAGAGCAUUGAGGGGCAGUCCCUCCUGAUGGUGACCAACGUCACUGAGGAACACUAUGGCAACUACACCUGUGUGGCUGCCAACAAGUUGGGAGUCACAAAUGCCAGCCUAAUCCUUUUCAAACGAGUUUUACCCACAAUCCCCAACCCUAAUCAAGAAAUUGGCACCACCGUGCACUUCAAGCAAAAAGGACCUGGGUCAGUGAGAGGAAUAAAUGGAUCAAUCAGCCUGGCCGUACCACUGUGGUUGCUGGCAGCAUCCCUGUUCUGCCUACUCAGCAAAUGUUAAUAGAAUAAAAAUUUACAAACAAAAAAACAACACACAAAAUGCGUCAUACAGGAGACAGAGAGAGA
Messenger RNA from Gracilinanus agilis (Agile Gracile Mouse Opossum), 1681 nucleotides. RefSeq names its product limbic system associated membrane protein (gene LSAMP). The record is from RefSeq and is a predicted model, not a curated record. Bases 531 to 1616 code for a protein of 361 amino acids. The transcript is spliced from 9 exons. Lineage: Eukaryota; Metazoa; Chordata; Mammalia; Didelphimorphia; Didelphidae. Gene Ontology annotation, cellular component: neuron projection.